AUGUGUCUAUUGGCUUGUGAAUAUCAGAUUGUGCUGUAUUCGUCGGUUGUUUCGGCUUUGUCGGUUGUGAUAUCUAUUGUUGAAGUUAGUUCGAGGAUGGAGGCGUUGGAAAAGGCCGAAAAGCUCGUUGAGGGGGGCCAGCGCCUCCAUGGAUUCAUGCUCAACUUGUUCUUCAAUCUGGUGGCGUUGAUUCUAAUUUUGCCGGCUUCUUAUUAUUAUAUCGAUAAAUUGUCCGUGAAUAAAUUCGCGAUUUAUUACGGGUUGUUCUUUUUGAAUUUCGUCUCCUUGUUGAACAUUUUUGUUUUUACGGCGUACACCGUGUUUUAUUACUGGUGUAAGAAGCACCACGGUGAAGAAGAAGAAGAAAAAGAAGAAGAUAUAAAUGUACAAUACAGUCAAUUACCUGCUUUGGAUAGUGAUAUUCCCUGAGGAUGGCU
This is a messenger RNA of Erythranthe guttata (spotted monkey flower), 437 nucleotides long. NCBI's taxonomy places the organism in Eukaryota, Viridiplantae, Streptophyta, Magnoliopsida, Lamiales, Phrymaceae. The record is from RefSeq and is a predicted model, not a curated record.